AGGGCCAUAGUUAGGCAUCCCACAUUGGAGUACCCGGAGGAUGCGGUUCGCAUGACGCCUGUCCUCGUUUUGGCAGCUCUGCAACCAAGCCACUCUUCAGGAGCCGAAGGGCACCGAGGUCUCAGUCGUUUCCCAAGAGGGUGCUGAAGAAGGGGAGGGGAGGUCACUGAAGGCCCUUGAGAGACCUCUCCUCAUGCAGAGGAAUUGAAGCAACAGCCCCUGGUACUGCUGCUUCUUCUACUGCCAAGUGUCUGACAGCGCAUUCAGAGGAAGCCUGAAGUCUGUGGAGAAGGUCAAGAUGUGUAGCUCGAUUGCACCCAGGCUAUGGUUUUUGACGGAUCGCCGUAUCAGGGAAGACUACCCCCAGCAGGAAAUCCUGAGGGCGCUCAAAGCCAAGUGUUGUGAAGAGGACCUGGACUUUCGGGCCUUGGUGAUGGAUGAAGUGGUCCUGACCAUUGAGCAAGGAAACCUGGGUCUUCGAGUUAGUGGGGAACUCAUCACUGCUUACCCACAGGUAGUUGUGGUUCGUGUGCCAACUCCAUGGGUCCAGAGCGACAGUGACAUUACAGUUCUUCGCCAUCUGGAGAAGAUGGGCUGCCGACUGAUGAACCGUCCCCAAGCCAUACUCAAUUGUGUCAACAAGUUUUGGACUUUUCAAGAACUGGCUGGCCAUGGUGUGCCUCUUCCCGACACUUUCUCCUAUGGUGGUCAUGAAAAUUUUGCCAAAAUGAUUGAUGAAGCAGAGGUUUUGGAGUUUCCUAUGGUUGUGAAGAACACACGUGGCCAUAGAGGCAAAGCUGUGUUUCUAGCGAGAGACAAGCACCACUUGGCGGACCUGAGUCAUCUAAUCCGUCACGAGGCCCCUUACCUAUUCCAGAAAUACAUCCAGGAGUCCCAUGGCAAAGACGUCCGGGUCAUUGUAGUGGGAGGCCGUGUAGUAGGCACGAUGCUGCGUUGCUCAACAGAUGGUAGAAUGCAAAGCAAUUGCUCGCUUGGCGGCAUCGGAAUGAUGUGCUCCUUGAGCGAACAAGGCAAGCAGUUGGCCAUCCAGGUGUCUAACAUCCUGGGGAUGGAUGUAUGUGGCAUCGACCUCCUCAUGAAGGAUGAUGGCUCCUUCUACGUCUGCGAGGCCAAUGCAAAUGUAGGUUUCAUUGCCUUUGAUAAGGCUUGUAAUCUAGACGUAGCUGGUAUCAUAGCGGACUAUGCCGCUUCUCUUCUUCCCCCCGGUCGCUUGACACGACGCAUGUCCUUGCUCUCUGUGGUAUCCACGGCUAGCGAAACGAGCGAGCCAGAGCUGGGCCCUCCAGCUAGCGCCACUGUUGACAACAUGAGCGCUAGCUCCAGCUCUGUCGACAGCGACCCUGAAACCACAGAGAGGGAGUUGCUCACCAAGCUCCCGGAGGGCCUAUUCAACAUGAACCAGCUAAUAGCCAAUGAAAUUAAGCUCCUGGUGGAGUGAUGCCACAAGUGUGUGUGUGUGUAAAUAUAUAUAUGACCAACUUUCUUGUACAUUUUUUUUUAAAAAAACAACCAACUUGUAGUGCUGUUUAUCGGAAGUGACUCACGGUAGGGAUGUUUAACCCGGGGAGAAAGAUUAAAACACGCAUGUUCUGUGAAUGCUGCUUUUGCUGCUUAUUCGACUUGGCAGGCCGUAAUUUUUAAUUUAUAUUUUUGGGAGCCAACUACAAUACCCAGUUUAAUAAGCCUGUAUUCUGGGAUUUUUUUAAAAAAACAAAAACAAAAACACAACAUUCUGUUUCGAUUUAGAGAUGCCACUGUGAUCGUAACAUCCACUGCAGAGCAUGUGUGUUCGUAGGGUACAGUUUCAGCUGAAUAAUGUGCUUUCGGAGUUUGAAGACUGUGUCAAGCACUCCAAAGGCAUCCGUGAGCUAAUGUGUCUGCAAGCCAUUGUUGGAGCUGAGUCUGAAUAGGUUGCUGUGUGUCCCUUGCUGUAUGUUCCGUAGGAGUCAAGGGUGGGAUUUGGGGCAACCUGUUUUCUUCCAAAGGUAUGAAAGACCAGCAUUUCCUCCCCUUAGUUCAGUAGGCUCAUGUCCCUGCCAAACAGCCCCUGUUGGCCUUGGAAAGCCCAGCUGUUAAGGUGCUUUAUUCAGGUCCGGCACUUGUUAGAUCAACAUGAGCUUUAUUGAAGCGAAUCUGCGACUUCUGCCAUUCCAGUAUUAACAAACGGGUUUGUUGCAUACUUGUUUAUAUUAAAAAGCAAACAAACAAAAGCUUCCUUAAUGAGAGAAAAUUUUAGUAUAUGGGCAUGUGAAGAUUAAAAAUCCUUUUAAUUCUGGGGGUGGGGUGGGUUGGCGGGGGGUGGGGGGGGAAGACAUGUCAAAAAUUCAUUCGUGCUUCUUGAUAGCAGAAGUGGCAGGUUUUCUUCUUGCACAAAAGGCAAAGAUAAACAGCACUGAUCUUGUUUGGUGUACAAAAUAAUGUUUAAUCCAAUGUGAAAAAAAAGAAUUACACUAGUUUAAAAAAUGUGCAUUGACUUGUAUUUGUUAGUGUUUUAGUCCUUUCUGCAAGAUAUAUGCUAUGUUACUGUUACAUUUCCAAUGACAUACUCAUCCGACACUCCCCUCUCCAUGCCUGCAUCCAUAACAGUGGCCAAACAUACCCCUGCACUAUUUAAUGAUAACAAUAAAAACCUAGACCUCUGUA
Molecule: messenger RNA, 2664 nt
Organism: Heteronotia binoei (common prickly gecko)
Lineage: Eukaryota; Metazoa; Chordata; Lepidosauria; Squamata; Gekkonidae
Gene: RIMKLB
Product: ribosomal modification protein rimK like family member B
Exons: 6
Coding region: 299-1459 (386 amino acids)
Biological process (GO): protein modification process
Cellular component (GO): cytoplasm
Molecular function (GO): ATP binding; metal ion binding; ligase activity, forming carbon-nitrogen bonds
Source: RefSeq, a predicted model, not a curated record